Messenger RNA from Aspergillus nidulans FGSC A4, 1569 nucleotides. RefSeq names its product WD40 repeat domain-containing protein. Lineage: Eukaryota; Fungi; Ascomycota; Eurotiomycetes; Eurotiales; Aspergillaceae. The transcript is spliced from 3 exons. The coding region runs from base 1 to 1569 and encodes 522 amino acids. Gene Ontology annotation, cellular component: mitochondrial outer membrane; histone methyltransferase complex. The record is from RefSeq and is a predicted model, not a curated record.
AUGGAGCACCCUUCCAAGCGCCGCCGUCUGACCCCAUCCCCGCCCCCGAUCUCCUCGCCCAUUGAAACUUCCUCCGACGAGCUGGCCGCUGGGUCCGAUCACGACCAAGAGCGACGUCGCGUGAGCCUGAACGCCUACCCGCCCAAACGCCCAUACCCCCGCUCCCGCAGCUUCAGCAGCUCUGAAAGCCCAGAUGAGCUGGCAAUGGACGCAGAUGUGUAUUGGCGCUCCCGCAAUCGCGGUCGCGACGAUUCGCCCUGGGCUCGCUCAGACGAGGAAAACGAUGAGAACGAGGCCGACGAAGAGGAGAAUGAGAAUGAGGACGACGAGCACGAUAAUAUGAACGGUGACGAUAAUGGCAGGGAGGCGAAUGGGAGUCGCGAACGCGACUUGGAUGAAAUGGAUACUGUGGGGGAGAAUGAGCCGGAGACAGAUCCAGAUCGCUCGCCGACGCCUGUACCACCGCCGCCGCCGCCAAAGCCAGAGUCCGUGAAUUAUCGCCAGAAGUUCUUGCUCAGAGGGCAUUUACGGGGGGUGUCGGCUGUGCGAUUCUCGCCGGAUGCGUCUAUGAUUGCUAGUGGAGGGGCGGACGGCGCAGUGAAGGUCUGGGCUGCGUCCACGGGGAAGUUGAUAUACACUUUUGAAGGACACCUUGCAGGUAUAUCGACGAUAUCAUGGAGCCCCGAUGGGGCAACCAUUGCCUCGGGCUCAGACGAUAAGACUAUCCGGUUGUGGAAUGUCCUAACAGGCAAAGCACAUCCAACACCGUUCAUCGGCCACCACAACUACGUCUACGCGAUCGCCUUCUCCCCCAAAGGCAAUAUGCUGGUCAGCGGCUCCUACGACGAAGCCGUCUUCCUCUGGGAUGUGCGGUCCGCGCGCGUGAUGAAGUCGCUCCCCGCUCACUCCGACCCGGUCAGCGGCAUUGAUGUGGUCUGGGAUGGCACUCUCAUCGCCUCCUGCGCAACGGACGGCCUUGUGCGCAUCUGGGACACGUCGACAGGGCAAUGCCUACGCACGCUCGUGCACGAAGAUAACCCGCCCGUUUCGUCGGUCAAGUUUUCGCCGAAUGGCAAAUACGUGCUUGCAUGGACACUGGAUGACUGCGUCCGCCUGUGGGACUACGUUGAGGGCCGCUGUUUAAAAACCUACCAGGGCCACUCGAACAAGAAGUACAGUCUUUCCGGCGCUUUCGGGGUUUACGGGCAGUCGAUUCCAGGCAGGACACCGGGGUAUGCGUUUGCGGUUAGCGGCAGUGAAGAUGGGGCCAUUCUCUGCUGGGAUGUUGUUACUAAGAAGGUCUUGCAGAGGAUCGAGGCGCAUGAUGGGGUUGUGCUGGGUGUGGAUACUUGCUCGACCGGCGAGGGGAGAUUCAUGGUUAGCUGUGGAUUGGAUGGAACGGUGAGGGUCUGGGAGGAGGUUGGACCUGAGCGUGAGCCUGAACCUGAACCCGAACCCGAACCUGGACAGUGUCCAGACCAGGACCAGGACCAGGGCAGGGACUGGGAUAUGGACUCCGAAAUGAGGGAAGCGGGCGAACUCGCUGUUGAGACCAGGGAUCCCACAUAG